Molecule: messenger RNA, 1891 nt
Organism: Cannabis sativa
Lineage: Eukaryota; Viridiplantae; Streptophyta; Magnoliopsida; Rosales; Cannabaceae
Product: probable E3 ubiquitin-protein ligase LOG2
Exons: 3
Coding region: 359-1465 (368 amino acids)
Biological process (GO): protein ubiquitination
Molecular function (GO): ubiquitin protein ligase activity
Source: RefSeq, a predicted model, not a curated record
AAUUACCUAUAAGAAAAAGACAAAGCAAGGUUUGGUUUUUUCUUUUUCUUUCUUUUUUUUUUGUUGCAAUGAGAGUGCGGUUUGGUUAUAGUUUAGCAGAAUGAGUUUCUCUCUACUUUCUCUCUCUUCUCUUCUGAUUCUGAGUGGAGCUUUACGCAAUCCAUUAUAACCCAUAAAAGAGAUUCUUGUUCCCUUGGCCAACCUUCCCUUCUCUUAUCUUUUCCUUCAUCACAUCACUGCAUCUUUCUCUCAUCUCAUCUUACUUCUUUGCAUAAUAUGGGAUUUUGAUUCUUCUUCAACUCAAGAGUCAGGAUCCAUUUCUCGAAAAACUUUUCAAGGGAUUUUUUUUUUUUUUUAUAUGGGUAAUAUGGGUAGUAGCGGUUCAACGAAUCGCCGAAGACACCAUGGAAGCCGGCGUAGCCACCACCACAACCACCCUCCUCCUCCACCUCAGGUACCACCCCAACCAGAACUCUCAGCCAACCGCUAUGUUGUUACUGCGGCAACGCCAUAUCCUGCCCAAUACACAAACCCGAAUGCUCCCCAGUAUUACCAAUACCCAGGUUAUUACCCGCCUCCGCCGCCUACCACGCCUCUGCCCUUGCCGGCGCCGUACGAUCACCACCACCGCGGAGCACACUCACAUGCUGAAUCGGGUCACGGGAAUUGGGUCGGUGGCAGGUACCCUUGUGGACCGGUUAUGCAACCCGUGGCACCUUAUGUUGAGCAUCAGAAGGCUGUGACUAUAAGAAACGAUGUGAAUUUGAAGAAGGAGACUCUUAGGAUUGAGGCUGAUGAGGAAAAUCCUGGGCACUUUCUUGUGGCUUUCACAUUCGAUGCCACUGUUGCCGGAAGCAUAACUGUAAUAUUCUUUGCCAAAGAGGGGGAAGAUUGCAACCUAACACCAGUGAAGGAAAAUCACACACCUGUGACUGUACAUUUCCCACAAGGUUUGGGCCAGAAAUUCAGACAGCCAUCAGGAACUGGGAUUAACUUUUCGAUGUUUGAGGAGACAGAGUUAUCGAAAACUGGAGACAUGGAUAACUAUCCUCUAGCAGUGAAGGCAGAGGCUUCCUCAGUUCUCCCAAAUGGAUCUGAAUCAAACCAAGGAUCUGGAACAAUGAAUUCUCAGAUAACUCUAGCGAUUUUUGAGAAGGAGAAAGGUGAAUUUCGCACAAGGGUUGCAAAGCAGAUAUUGUGGGUAAAUGGAAUGAGAUAUGAGCUGCAGGAGAUAUACGGUAUUGGUAAUUCGGUUGAAGGUGAUUUAGACAGCAAUGAUCCGGGGAAAGAAUGUGUCAUUUGCCUGUCUGAACCACGCGAUACUACGGUUCUUCCUUGCCGGCACAUGUGUAUGUGCAGUGAGUGUGCUAAAGUUUUGCGGUUUCAGACCAACAGAUGUCCAAUUUGCCGGCAGCCUGUUGAGCGGCUUUUGGAGAUAAGGGUGAACAGUGGUUCGGAGGAAUGAAAGGGAGGUAGGGGUAGUGCCGCCUCCGCCAACAUUGUGUAUAUCCCAGCUAUUAUAUUUUGGUUUCCUUCAUCAGCUCAUCGUCUUGGGUUUUAUCAUGCAUCUAAUAAUCUGAGAAGGAAGUUAUACGCCAUUGGCAUGGAUAAAAUGCUGUUUUUCUUUCUUUUUUUUUUUUUUGUGCACCAGAAAAACAUUACGAGCAAAGCAAAUGGCUUCUUGUAAUGCUUGUGUGCGUGUGUGAGAGCCGCUAUUUCUCUGUUUUAUGACAUUAUUUAUCGCUGUUUUGCUGAAGCUGAAGCCUUGCCAAUUUCUGUUUGCAUAUUAAGUUUUUAUUUUUCAUUGAUUCUGUAGAUAUAUAACAAUCAAUGUAAUUGAUUGGUAUGAGCAGAGAGAAAUGGAGUGAAGGCUUUUCAUAUUUUUAUUUCA